AAUAAUGUUAAUGUGUCGAGGCCCAUCGAAACGUUUAUGUUAAAAAUCUUAACCUUUUAAAAAAAUAUAUUUUUCUAGUAUUAGAAAAGUUAUAAUUUUGUAAUUAAUUACUUUUGUAUUUAUUUAACAUUUUGAAAUUAACGUAGUUACAUAUUAAAAUGGUAAAAUUAUCACCAGAUUUAAUUCAACAGUCAAUGCAGUAUAUAAAUCCGGUCAGAGACCGCGAACUCGAUCUUAGAGGUUACAAAAUACCCACUAUUGAGAAUUUGGGAGCAACAUUGGAUCAAUUUGAUACAAUCGACUUCUCCGACAAUGAUAUUCGUAAAUUCGAUGGCUUCCCACUUUUAAAACGAUUAAAAACACUAUUCUUUAAUAAUAAUAGAAUUGUUAGGAUCGCAGAGGGUUUAGAAAAUUGUAUACCAAAUUUAGAAACACUUAUGUUGACUGGCAACAUGAUUCAGGAAUUAAGUGAUUUGGAACCACUUGUUCCUCUAAAACAACUUCAAAGCCUCUGUCUUUUACAAAAUCCAGUCUCAGCCAAGCCACAUUAUCGUCAAUAUAUAGUUUAUAAAUUUUCAUCGUUGAGAUUAUUGGAUUUUAGAAAAAUCAAGAAACAGGAGCGUGAAGAAGCAACCACUUUCUUUAAAAGCAAAAAGGGGAAAGAAAUGGCAAGAGAAAUUGCAAAGAAGGCAAAAGCACAGUCCCAAAAUAUGAAUGGUUUAGAUAAACCUGUGAUGACCUCAGAUGAGCGUAAUAAAAUUAGAGAAGCAAUCACAAACGCCACAUCAUUAGAGGAAGUUCAACGCCUUAGUAAAUUACUUCAAGCUGGACAAAUUCCUGGAGAAAAACAGAGAAACGGUGAUCAAGGUGGCGAAGCAAUGGAAGAAGAAGAUGAGGAUUAAAAAUUUAAACUUUCCAUGAAUUAAGAAUCAGAUUAUUUUUAUGAUUAAAAUGGAAGAGGAUUUUAAUGUUUGCUAAAAGAGUUUGCAAAAUUAUAAAUUUCCAUAAUAUUCAGCAACAUUUAAUAGAUUUAAAAGUUACAUUAUUGAUCGGCUGACUGUAAGUAUUAAGAGCGUUAAUUUUUCUAACGUUUGUCAUUUGUCAAGCUAAUAAACGAAAACUGUAUACUACACACUUGCAGUUACUGAGUAAAAAGAA
Molecule: messenger RNA, 1158 nt
Organism: Leptopilina boulardi
Lineage: Eukaryota; Metazoa; Arthropoda; Insecta; Hymenoptera; Figitidae
Gene: U2A
Product: probable U2 small nuclear ribonucleoprotein A'
Exons: 4
Coding region: 159-902 (247 amino acids)
Biological process (GO): mRNA splicing, via spliceosome
Cellular component (GO): U2 snRNP
Molecular function (GO): U2 snRNA binding; protein binding
Source: RefSeq, a predicted model, not a curated record